AUGAUUCGUGACUUUGUGCAGUGGACGGCCACCUUGGCCGAGACGAGCGACCUCGAGCAACUCAGUGGCUGUCGCGUAGGCGUAGAGGCCGCCGACUACCUCAACCAGCGCAUCCUGAACCAUGGUCGCGCCAAAGAGCCCCUCGUGCCCGCGCUGGGAGGCCUGCCAUUGGCCCUUAACCAGCACAUCGAGGAGGAUUUGGACACGUUCCGCAAGUUUGACAUUGAGCCAUGGUUUGUCUUCAGCGGGCUGGACAUUACGAAACAAGACAACCCCUUUGGGCAGAAGACGGAUGAGGCUGCCGUCAAUGCCAAUGCGUGGAACUUGUACGACAGCCAUCAGGCCGAGGCGUCGGUCGCCAAGUUUGGAGAGUCGAACCUCUUUCGCGCAUUGCAGGCUGUACUCACCGAGCGCAACAUCCGCUUCACAGUGGCCCCAUACAGUGCCUGGGCUCAGCUGGCAUACCUCGAAAAGUCACAACACGUCCACGCCAUCUCGGGCACAUCCGACAUCCUCCUCUUCGACUGCGACAAGAUCAUCACAUCAUGGGACUUCGAGGACCGACAAUUCCGCUAUACCAGGCGCGAGAAGUGCAGGGCAGAUUUGGAGAAAUUCGCGGGUAACAUACGCAUCACGGAUGAAAUCUUCGUCGACGCAUGCAUACUCGCCGGAACACCCUUUCUCCCUACCCUCCCCAACCUCAGCUCCCCCAAUCGAACCGAGCUCUUGAAGCCGCACAGCGCCAUCAAGAUGAUCAUGAGCAGCGGUAGGACUGGCUAUUCGGUAGUUGUGAACAACCAGGAUGACCCACGCUUCAAGGAGAUUGGCUACAUUGCGCGCUACCAGAAAGCACGCUUGGCCGUCAAGAACCAUCCCGUCUACACAGAGGACGGCAAGAUCGAACCUCAGAAUUCCCAUGAAUUACCCAACGACGCAGUCCAGUACUUGGGUCAGCGUCUGCCCGACGAGCUCUUCCACUACAUGUCAAAAGGCCUCAUCGCCCCUCGCAUUCUCCAGUGGCGCACUACCUGCGAAGUCUUUGAGGUGCCUCCAAUGGACGGAGGUGAAUCUUUAGAGUACAAGAACCUGGUCAGCUCCAAGCUGAUUCCACUACGGACAACUGCUUUCAAUCUGCUUUCAAGCACACUGCACAACUGGUACCGGCAUAAGGAUCUCGAACAGAGAUGUUGGUUCUUGGACGCAAGCGGGAAGCAAGUCUCCACUACUAUCAGAGUAGAGCGAUCAUCAGAGUCGCAGACUCCAGCAAUAGUGGAGAGCUGGAACGUCAAAGAGGCUACCUUUAAGGAGGCUGUCUCGCAGUACAAGGAAUACGGACACUUGGGCUCCGCCAUAUUGGCAUUGCAAAAUACCGACUUCACUUCAAAGACGAUAUCAAAGAAGGAUCCUGGCAAUGUUCUGAACACAACCGAUGAAAUUCUCUACAACUCAAUAUGGCGCUUCCUGGCUCUCAGAGACUAUGUAGACUCUAAUCACAACCUGAAAGACUGGGGUAAGGUUCUCGUCAAGGUCGUUGCCGCUCUCAAAGGGAAAAAGGAGCUGGAAGAGGCCGCUGUGCUUGCUGUAGAGCUGCUGCGCUUGGGCAUUCUUACACCCGACAUCAACAUGUUUCCCUCUUACAAUGGCGCGCCGAUGCGCGGUACCAGUACGUGUAUACACUACAAUUUUAUAAACAAAGCUGAUGUUUGUGUAGCCCAAGAUCAAAACGCAAACAUGCUGGUAUCUCGCGUGGCAGGCCUUGGAACCCUUCGCCAUAGACCAAUUGGCUUCACGGGACCAUUGAGCCAACACCUGCUCGGUUACAACUCGAUCAUCGAUGUUGUUCGCCAGACAUUGCGUGACUUAGUGGAGGUUGCAUCGACCCAUAUGUUUCUGACAGGCUGUUGCAAUCGACACGUCGACUUGGCAUCCAUCGCAAUGAAAUUACCCUUCCUUCUACCAAACAACUGCGCUCUCAGCAUUGCAGUCAAGUCCUAUCUCGACGAACUACUCAGCAACGACGCCGACCCCACCUCUAAGAGCACCAAGGUCAGAGUCGUCGAGACCGCAUCGACACGUUACUUCCCGCAAUCAAUUGACUUCCACGGCGAUCUCAGGACAGCAUUCCAGAUAUGGGAUGCCGUCUACGAAGGCGUGAUGAAUGGCGGCAACGUCGUUUCCGCAGCCAACAAGAAGCUCUGGAGCGAGACGAAUGAAUGGUUGGCCGCGCGACGGUAG
Plenodomus lingam JN3 is the source of this 2235-nucleotide messenger RNA. NCBI's taxonomy places the organism in Eukaryota, Fungi, Ascomycota, Dothideomycetes, Pleosporales, Leptosphaeriaceae. The record is from RefSeq and is a predicted model, not a curated record.